Messenger RNA from Musa acuminata subsp. malaccensis (wild Malaysian banana), 965 nucleotides. Its product is annotated as derlin-1. NCBI's taxonomy places the organism in Eukaryota, Viridiplantae, Streptophyta, Magnoliopsida, Zingiberales, Musaceae. Gene Ontology annotation, cellular component: Hrd1p ubiquitin ligase ERAD-L complex; endoplasmic reticulum membrane. Gene Ontology annotation, molecular function: misfolded protein binding; ubiquitin-specific protease binding. Gene Ontology annotation, biological process: endoplasmic reticulum unfolded protein response. The record is from RefSeq and is a predicted model, not a curated record.
AAAGAGGUUUCCAGGAAACCAACGGAGAGAGAAGAAGCUCCGCGUUGCUUUCUUCAUUACUCGAUCGUCGUCUCGCCCUGAGAGAGCAAGAGAGAUCACGUUGCGAUCCCGAGGAUGUCUUCUCCGGCUGAAUUCUACAAUUCUCUUCCACCAGUGAGCAAGGCCUAUGGGACUCUGUGCUUUUUGACCACUGCAGCAUUCCAGUUAAACUUGUUUGAUCUUGGAACUAUUCUGCUACUAUAUCAGCCAGUAUUUACUCAAUUUCAGGUAUGGAGGCUGUUUACCAAUUUUUUCUUCCUUGGUAAAUUUUCGAUCAACUUUGGAAUUCGCCUCUUGAUGAUAGCGAGAUAUGGUGUGCAACUGGAAAAGGGCCCAUUUGACAAACGGACAGCAGAUUUUCUUUGGAUGAUGUUAUUUGGAGCUUUUUUUUUAUUGGUAUUGUCUGCCAUUCCUUUUUUUUGGUCUCCCUUUCUGGGGGCAUCAAUGGUCUUCAUGCUGCUCUAUCUUUGGAGCCGGGAGUUCCCAACCACACAGAUAAACAUAUAUGGACUUGUCACGUUGAAGGCAUUUUAUCUACCAUGGGCAAUGCUUAUGUUGGACACUAUAUUUGGCUCACCCAUUAUGCCUAGCCUUCUGGGAAUUGUUGCUGGUCAUUUAUAUUACUUCUUGACAGUAUUACAUCCUCUUGCUACUGGAAGGAACUUACUGAGAACUCCAAUAUGGGUACAUAAAUUGGUUGCUCUUCUGGGUUGGGGAGUGCAAUCAAACUCCGGUUUACGGCCUAACAGUGCCAACACUGCUACUGGUAGUGUAGCUUUCAGAGGGAGGAGCUAUAGGCUGGACAGAUGAACCACGUUGUAAUUUACACUUAUUUGCAGCAAAUUUGAUGGAACUUGUUGUUAUGAAAGCUUUUGAAGAUUCGAAUACAAAUUUGGGUGUUUUGACAUGAUUCUUCUAUUAUUCCA